AUGGAGGCUUAUGGAGGAUUCUUGGUGGACGAGAAGGCGGUGAGGGUCGAGAACAUCUUCUUGGACUUUCUCAAGAGUUUCAGGAUCUCAGGAGGUGGAGGAGACGCGUAUUACGAGGCCGAGAUAGAAGCCAUGAGCGCCAACGAGUCCAGCACCAUGUUCAUCGACUUCUCUCACGUCAUGGUCUUCAACAAUCUCCUCCAGAAGGCCAUUUCCGAUGAGUUCCUCAGGUUUGAGCCUUAUUUGAAGAAUGCUUGCAAGAGAUUUGUGACGGAGCUCCGCCCCCACUUCGUUGCUGACGAUACUAACAAGGACACCAUCAAUGUGGCCUUCUUCAACCUCCCCGUCUCGAAAAGGUUGAGGGAAUUGACUACAGCAGAAAUUGGGAAAUUGGUGUCGGUGAAAGGAGUGGUGACUCGGACCAGUGAGGUUCGACCGGAGCUUCUCCACGGGACUUUCAAGUGCUUGGAGUGCGGAGGCGUCAUCAAGAAUGUUGAACAGCAAUUCAAGUACACUGAGCCAACAAUCUGUGUCAAUGCCACAUGCGCCAAUAGAGCAAGGUGGGCAUUACUUCGGCAAGAGAGCAAAUUUGCAGAUUGGCAGAGGGUACGAAUGCAGGAGACUUCCAAAGAGAUACCUGCGGGCUCCCUUCCCAGAUCGCUGGAUGUCAUAAUCCGCCACGAGAUUGUUGAGAAGGCAAGGGCCGGUGACACUGUCAUUUUCACGGGUACAGUUGUCGUGAUACCAGACAUAUUGGCAUUGGCCGCCCCUGGAGACAGAGCAGAGUGUUCUCGACAAGCAUCCCAGCGCAAUGGUUCUAUGGCUGCACAUGAAGGAGUGAGGGGCCUUCGAGCAUUGGGAGUGAGAGAUCUCUCCUAUCGCCUUGCCUUUAUUGCUAAUUCAGUUCAGAUUUCUGAUGGUAGACAGGAUACCGAUGUUCGGAAUAGAAAGAAGGAUGGUGAAGACGAUGACAACCAGCAGUUCACUGCAGAAGAGCGAGAUGAAGUUCAAAGAAUGAGGAGUACCCCCGAUUUCUUCAAUAAGCUUGUUGAUAGCAUUGCCCCAACUGUUUUUGGCCAUCAAGAUAUCAAGCGAGCAAUCCUGCUUAUGCUUCUGGGUGGUGUCCACAAGUUUACUCAUGAAGGUAUCAACUUGAGAGGAGAUAUCAAUGUUUGUAUAGUUGGAGACCCCAGUUGUGCAAAAUCUCAGUUCCUCAAGUAUGCGGCAGGAAUAGUUCCAAGAUCUGUUUACACAUCUGGGAAAUCCUCCUCUGCUGCUGGUUUAACUGCUACUGUUGCCAAAGAACCAGAAACUGGAGAAUUUUGUAUUGAGGCUGGUGCACUAAUGCUUGCUGACAAUGGCAUUUGUUGCAUUGAUGAAUUUGACAAAAUGGACAUCAGGGAUCAGGUUGCGAUUCAUGAGGCCAUGGAACAACAGACAAUAAGCAUUACAAAAGCAGGAAUACAGGCAACACUGAAUGCUCGAACAUCAAUCCUUGCUGCCGCCAACCCCACAGGGGGCCGUUAUGAUAGAUCUAAACCCCUCAAGUAUAAUGUGGCUCUUCCUCCUCCUAUUCUCUCAAGGUUUGAUCUGGUAUAUGUUAUGAUCGAUGACCCAGAUGAUCAAACUGAUUAUCACAUUGCCCACCACAUUGUAAGAGUACAUCAAAAGCGGGAAGAGGCGCUUACUCCUGAAUUCAGUACUGCACAGCUGAAACGCUAUAUUGCAUAUGCUAAGACUCUGAAACCAAAGUUAGACUCAGAUGCUAGAAAGCUGUUGGUAGACUCUUAUGUGGCUCUCAGAAGAGGUGAUACUGCUCCUGGUAGUAGAGUUGCUUAUCGCAUGACAGUUAGGCAACUAGAGGCCCUGAUUAGACUGUCAGAGGCCAUUGCUCGAUGUCAUCUGGAUGCUCAGGUAAAACCACCCCAUGUACGUUUAGCAGUGCGAUUGCUGAAAACGUCAGUAAUCAGUGUGGAGUCUAGCGAAAUUGAUCUAUCGGAGUUUGAAGAAACUCAUGACAAUAUGGAGGGUGAUGAUAAUCGAAAUAAUGGUACUGCUCCAGGUGAUGACAAUGGAAAUAAUGGUACUGAUCCAGGUGAUGACAAUGGAAAUAAUGGUACUGAUCCAGGUGAUGAUCAAACAAGGAAAGCCAAAGCUGAGCCAGCUUCUGGGGAUGCUGAAGAUGGAUCAGCUCCUGCAAAACAACAAGGAAAGAUCACAAUGAGUCAUGAAUACUUUGAGAGGGUUACCCAGGCCCUUGUCAUGCGUCUUAGACAGCACGAAGAAGAUGUUAUACGAAGUGGGACAGGGCUGGCUGGAAUGAGGCAGAGGGACUUGAUUCAAUGGUAUGUGAGUCAGCAGAAUGAGAAAAAUGCAUACACUUCCGAGGAGGAGGCACGUCUUGAAGCAUCCAAAAUCAAAGCGAUCAUAGAGAGUUUGAUAAGAAGAGAAGGAUAUUUGAUAGUAGUAGAUGACGGAGGGCAAGCAGCAGAAGGCGAAGGCGAAGACGCAGGGCAGCCAUCAAUAUCUAGAAAUAUAAGAAAUUCAAGAAUAUUGGCUGUGGCUCCCAACUACGUCGUAGAUUAA
Messenger RNA from Prunus armeniaca (apricot), 2586 nucleotides. The record is from the annotation of a GenBank genome assembly. Lineage: Eukaryota; Viridiplantae; Streptophyta; Magnoliopsida; Rosales; Rosaceae.